Thlaspi arvense is the source of this 657-nucleotide messenger RNA. The record is from the annotation of a GenBank genome assembly. NCBI's taxonomy places the organism in Eukaryota, Viridiplantae, Streptophyta, Magnoliopsida, Brassicales, Brassicaceae.
AUGACUUCUCAAAGUUCCCAAAGUUCUCAGCGCGAGUUACGGAAAGCGUUCCAAGGCCUGAAGAUUGGCUCGAUUAAGUAUAAAUCCGAACAUCAUCUCCUGACCAUCCUUGAGAAUGCCCCGUAUACGUCUAAAGGCUGGAUGGUGGCUAUUGAUCGGUGGAAUCAUCGCGAACUUCCAACGUUUUUCAAGACGAUCCCUUUCUGGGUUCGUAUUGAAAAUCUUCCUAAUAUUUACAAAAGAGAGGAAAUUGUUAAAUGCAUCGGUUCUAAGCUUGGCCAUGUGGAGGAAGUGGAAAUUACUGAGCCCACUGGUAUUCGUCCUGCGGAGGUUGGGUUAAGCUUUGACGUUUGCCCCCAUCCUCAUAAUCUAGAAACUCAAAGCUUUCAGUUAAUGCAAAUUGAUCCUGCGCUGGUCACUAUGGAAUCCUCAGCUCUUGCUCUUCCAUCUUUGUCGGAACAGACCUCAGGUCCGCAAUCGGCAGCUCCUACUACUGUUUCUGCAAGUUCUUUUCAGGCUCUUCCCAAUACCUCACUUUUAAAGAUCGAUUCCACUGAUCCAGGAGAGCCUUCCAGUAGAAUGGAGCUUGGUUCAAAGCGGAAGCAGCAGGACUCUGAAGCUCAUCAACAUCCACUCACUACAAAACAUCAAUCUUGA